CAUCUUGUUUUACUUAUUCCAACCCAACCAAAACCAUCUUCUUUUUCAAUUUUUCUCUCUGUGCCGUCCCAAAGGGAAUAAUAACAGUAAGUUUAGAUAUGUCCAUAGUGUUGAACAAAAAUAACAGCAGCAAAAUGGGUACCCCUGUGUUCCAUGAAUUCAAAAAGCAAGCUUCUUUCUUCCUCAAGGAGAAAAUCAAGACUGCUAGAUUAGCUCUAACAGAUGUCACCCCUGCAGAAUUGAUGACAGAAGAGGCAACUAGUGGAAAUCCAUGGGCCCCAGAUUCUCCAACACUCAGAUCAAUUUCAAGGGCUGCUUUUGAGCUAGAUGAUUAUUGGAGGAUUGUGGAGAUUUUGCAUAAAAGGUUGCUUAAAUUUGAAAAUAAGAAUUGGAGGGUCUCUUACAAUUCCUUGAUUGUGCUUGAGCACUUGUUGACUCAUGGACCAGAAAGUGUUGCAGAUGAAUUUCAGAAUGACAAAGAUGUUAUUAGCCAGAUGAAAGGUUUUCAGUACAUUGAUAACAGCGGGUUCAACUGGGGCCUAACUGUCAGAAAAAAAUCAGAAAGGAUAAUGAAACUACUGGAAGAAGGAUCUCUUUUAAAGGAAGAGAGAAACCAUGCUCGAAGGUUAUCUAGAGGAAUUCAAGGCUUUGGAAGUUUCUCCCACAGCUCAACUCCAGCACAUGCUUCCAUUCUACGUGAGAAAUCAUUGCCAACAACACUUGGGAGAUAUGAUUCAGACUUAAACAAUCAUGAAGAUCGGGAAAACCAGCCCUUUGGUUCUAACAAUGGUGUGGCCAUAGUAGCUGCCAAAUCUCCUAGCCAUCAAGGUGGGAUUUCCAAGUCCUUGGAGAGUGUGGAAUCCAAGAGAAACCAGGAUGAUCUUGGUAACAACCAAAUGCUUCAGAAAGACGAAACUAGUUCUAAAGAAAACAUGGAGCCUAGCAAGGAGGAAUUCCAUCUAUGGAACUUCAAUGGGGAGUCCAAACCACUUUUGGAUUGUGAUGAUGAGGAUUCCAGGCUUGGGAUUGCUAGAACCGAAGAUGAUCACCCCUUUAAUUCAACAGAAAUACAUGCCUCUUCAUCCCUACUUUCUGCCAGAGACGGAAUACUACAAGGGUGUUGAAGCAAUUUGAAGAUUUAAACGAAGCCAAAAAGUUGCGUGCAUAUUGCAUUUUCCAUUCAGAAGAGCAUUUUUAAUGAACGUCUUAUGGUACAUGUAUCAUGUAUAUGAGUAGCCAUUAUGUUACUUCAAAGAACUUCCCCUCUAUAUCACGGUUUGUUACCCAACAAAGAAAACGGAUUUUGGAAUGUAUUUCUCUAUAUUUCAUCUGAGUAGAUAUUUAAAUUCAACCUUCUCUAG
Molecule: messenger RNA, 1361 nt
Organism: Abrus precatorius (Indian licorice)
Lineage: Eukaryota; Viridiplantae; Streptophyta; Magnoliopsida; Fabales; Fabaceae
Product: epsin-3-like
Exons: 4
Coding region: 99-1124 (341 amino acids)
Biological process (GO): endocytosis
Cellular component (GO): endosome; plasma membrane; clathrin vesicle coat
Molecular function (GO): phospholipid binding; clathrin binding
Source: RefSeq, a predicted model, not a curated record